Molecule: messenger RNA, 1923 nt
Organism: Aspergillus campestris IBT 28561
Lineage: Eukaryota; Fungi; Ascomycota; Eurotiomycetes; Eurotiales; Aspergillaceae
Product: methionine--tRNA ligase MES1
Exons: 2
Coding region: 1-1923 (640 amino acids)
Biological process (GO): methionyl-tRNA aminoacylation
Cellular component (GO): aminoacyl-tRNA synthetase multienzyme complex; cytosol
Molecular function (GO): ATP binding; methionine-tRNA ligase activity
Source: RefSeq, a predicted model, not a curated record
AUGGCUUCCGAACAGAAGAUCCUGCCCAAGGAUGGCGAGCGCAAUGUUCUCGUGACCAGUGCUCUGCCAUACGUCAACAACGUCCCCCAUUUGGGCAACAUCGUCGGAUCGGUUCUCAGUGCCGAUGUUUUCGCCAGGUAUCACAAGGCCUGUGGGCGACGGACAUUGUAUAUCUGCGGUACGGAUGAGUACGGAACGGCGACGGAGACGAAAGCCUUGGAGGAGAAGAUGAGCCCGGAGGAGCUGUGUUCCAAAUACAACAAAAUCCACCAGGAGGUCUACGAGUGGUUCAACAUCGGGUUUGACCAUUUCGGACGCACGCCUACGGCGAAGCACACGGAGAUCUCGCAGGCGCUCUUCAAGCGGCUCUACGACAAUGGCUACCUAACGGAGAAGACUGCGGAGCAGCCUUUCUGCGAAGCCCACGGGUCCUUCUUGGCCGACCGUUACGUGGAGGGCGAGUGCCCCCGUUGCCAUUACGAUGACGCCCGUGGUGACCAGUGCGACAAGUGCGGUCAUCUUCUCGAUCCCUUUGAUCUCAUCAAGCCGAGGUGCAAGCUGGAUGGUGCGACCCCGGUUCGCCGCGAGACGAAACAUAUCCACCUCCUCCUUGACAAGUUACAGCCGGAAAUUGACAAGUUCUUCCGCGAGUCAUCCGAAAAGGGCAACUGGCCCAAGAACUCGCGGGUCAUCACCGAGUCGUGGUUGAAGGAGGGUCUCAGGGACCGAGGCAUCACCAGAGAUCUCAAGUGGGGCGUCCCGGUUCCUUUGCCUGACUUCGAGAACAAGGUUCUUUAUGUGUGGUUUGAGGCCUGUAUCGGAUACCCGUCGAUCACGGCGAACUACACGCCUGAUUGGGAACUCUGGUGGCGUAACCCGGAGAAUGUCCAGUUGUACCAGUUCCUGGGCAAGGACAAUGUGCCUUUCCACAGUGUCAUCUUCCCCGGCUGCCAAAUCGGGUCCGAGGAGAAGUGGACUAAGCUCCACCAUCUCAGCACGACCGAGUAUCUGAACUACGAGGGCGGCAAGUUCAGCAAGUCCCGCGGGGUUGGUGUCUUCGGAAACAACGCCAGAGAGACGGGCGUGUCUCCCGACGUGUGGCGGUACUUCCUUCUGAAAAACCGUCCCGAGACCGGCGACACCCAAUUCGAGUGGCGUCCGUUCGUCGAGGCUAACAACAGCGAGCUGCUGGCCAAACUGGGCAACCUGGUGAACCGCGUGGUGAAGCUCGUGACCGCUUCCUACGGCUCGACCAUCCCCGAAUUCACCGUCCCCGAGAGCUUCCAGCCCAACCUCGACGACAUCACCACCCACCUCCGCCAGUACAUCGAAGAGAUGGAAAGCGUGCACCUGCGCGCGGGCGUCAACACCGCGAUGAAACUCGCGGAGGACGGCAACCUCCUGAUCCAGGCCAACCGCCUGGACAACUCGCUCAUCGCCAACGAGCCCGAACGCGCCGCGGCCGUCGUCGGCACCGUGCUCAACCUCAUCUACCUCCUCGCCAGCGUCUUCUCCCCUUACCUCCCCGCCACCUCCAAGGCCAUCAACGAGCAGCUCAACGCGCCGUUCGCCUACAUCCCGACCCUCGACGACAUCAAGGACGGCUGGAAGCCGCAGGCCCUCAAGCCGGGCCACAAGAUCGGCAAGGCCAAGUACCUGUUCUCGCGCAUCGACCCCAAGAAGGCCGAGGAAUGGCGCGAGCUGUUCGGCGGCUCCCAGGCCGACCGGAUCAAGAAGGCGGAAGAGACCGCCCGGAAGAAGGCCGCCAAGCAGAAGAAGAAGGACAAGAAGGCCAACAAGGGCGCCGACGCAGCCGCAUCGUCGACCGGCACUUCCACCGAGGUCCCGACCCCGACCCCGAGCGACGAAGCGAUCAAGAACGUCACCGACGGUGUUGCUCAAGUCACUCUCCCGAAGGACUAG